UGUUACAUAGAGGAAGGCAACAGGAGCCCGCGUGGUGGCGCCGCGGGUUCAGCCCCGCGCCGGGACCGCCGCACCCCAUAUGGGAAUCCUAUGUGCGCGCAGUCGGGGCUCUGCGGGGAGUGACCCCGCGGACCGGGGAUCUCGCUCUCCGACCUGCGUCUCCUGACACGGAAGCAAAUACUAUUUUCACGAGAAACGAUUUUUCUGUACGGCCCCCACUAUUCAGCUGUUGAUCCCAUGGAGUUUCCGAAAUGGCGCGCCCAAACCCGGACGGGAACGAAGAGCGGCACGAGGGGGGCGUUCCCGCCGUCAGCCCCGCCCCACGCUUUCCCGCACGCCCCGCCCCCUCGGCGCCGAGUGCCUCUCGCCACACUCAACAUGGCGGCGCCGCCGGCCCGCUCUGGGGCUUAGCGCACACCGCUAGCGGCGUGUUCCACUCCAGUCAUGGCGGCCCCCAGGCAGGCAGUGGGCAGCGGGGCUCUGGAGAGCUGCGGUCUGGACCUGAUUUUGGAGGCGCUGAAGCUGCUGCUGAGCCCGGGAGAGAUUCUGGAGAGUGAUGUGACGCCAGGGACCGUUUUGGUAACAGAAGAAGAACUUAGUAGAUGUGUUGAAGAUGUGUUUAAGGUGUACGUGGUCGGGAAUGAACCUCUGACCGUGCUGCUGGAUGCCCUGCUUCCGGUCCUGGGAGUGCUCUUUUCUCUCUACUGUUUCACAAAGCAGAGUGUGUCUCACAUAAGGUCACUUUGCCAAGAGAUCUUAUUAUGGAUUCUGGGGAAGCUGGAGAGGAAGAAGGCGGUUGCCAGCCUGAAAGGCUUUGCAGGCCUGGACAGAGCUGCACCCUCGCUCCACUCUCUGUGUCAGUUCAGAGCUGCCGCGCAAGGUGGCAUCGAGAUUGCCAUCAGGGAGGCCCCUAGUGAGGAAGAUGAUGAUGAAGCCCUGUUCCAGAAGGUGUCCUCCGAGCAGGGCCAGGUGGAGCAUCUCGGGGACCUGUUGUCGCACUGCCAGGAGAGUGGAUUGGCGGGGGACUUCUUCAUCUUCUGUCUGAAGGAGCUGACCCACGUGGCGGUGGAAAGUGAAGCGGAGUUCAAAGCCAGGACCUUCUGCGGCCAGAGCCUCUUGGAAUUAGAGCGACACCGGACUCUGCUUGUGGAAGGCCAGGAGCGGAGGCUGCUGGUCCUGCAGCUGGUGGCUGUUCUGUGCGAGAGGAUGUCCGAACAGAUAUUCACCAACAUCGCGCAGGUGGUGGACUUCGUCGCAGCAACACUGCAGAGAGCCUGUGCCAGCUUGGCCCAUGAAGCAGAGAGCACUGUGGAGUCGCAGACGCUGAGUAUGUCCAUGGGGCUGGUGGCUGUCAUCCUAGGAGGGGCUGUUCAGCUGAAGUCCAGCGACUUUGCUGUCCUGAAGCAGUUGCUGCCUCUGCUGGACAAGGUCUCCAGCACGUACCCCGACCCCACCAUCCAGGAGCUCGCCGUGGAUCUCCGCAUCACCAUCUCUACCCAUGGAGCCUUUGCCACGGAGGCUGUCAGUGUGGCUGCCCGGAGCACCCUGAGCAAGAAAGAUCCAGAAAGGAAACCGGAAGGGCAGCGACACACGAAUGCUGAUGGAGCUCAGAGCCACCUCGAGCAGCAGCAAAACCGGGAGAAAGCGCCCCUCGCAGGCCAGCAGGCCCAGGCUGCAUCUGUGCCUAAGGGGAGCCCUGAGCCCAGCACUGGCACAGCCCAGAAGCCUGGAAGUGUAACCACAGAACAGCUCCAAGAGCUGCUUUUGUCAGCUUACGACCCUCAGGUUCCGACGCGGGCCGCAGCCCUGCGCACUCUGUCCCGCUGGAUAGAGGAGAGGGAGGCCAAGGCCCUCGCGGUGCAGGAGAAGCUUCUCAAGAUAUUCUUGGAGAACUUGGAGCAUGAAGACACGUUCGUCUAUCUGUCUGCGAUUCAGGGUGUUGCCCUGCUCUCAGAUGUGUACCCGGAGAAGAUCUUGGUUGACCUGCUGGCUCAGUAUGACAGUGGCCAGGACAAGCACACACCGGAGACCAGACUGAAAGUCGGGGAGGUGCUGAUGCGAGUCGUGAGGGCACUAGGGGACAUGGUUGCUAAGUACCGAGAACCUUUGAUCCACACCUUCCUGAGGGGGGCGAGAGACCCGGACAGCGCUCACAGGGCCAGCAGCCUCUCCAACCUGGGAGAACUGUGCCAGCGGCUGGACUUCCUGCUGGGCCCCGUGGUCCAUGAGGUGACAGCUUGCCUGACUGCUGUGGCUAAAACGGAUCGUGAAGUUCAAGUGCGCAGAGCUGCCAUCCACGUAAUUGUGCUGCUGCUUCGGGGACUCAGCCAGAAAGCCACUGAGGUGCUGAGGGACGUCCUCAAGGACCUCUACCAGCUGCUGAAGCACGUGGUGCGCGCGGAGCCCGAUGACGUGGCCAAGCUGCACGCCCAGCUGGCCCUGGAGGAGCUGGACGAGAUCAUGAGGAACUUCCUGUUCCCCCCACAGAAGCUGGAGAAGAAGAUCGUGGUCCUGCCCUAGGCGCAGCGCAGGGCACAUGGGGGAGGGAAGGCCCCUCCCCGCGCAUCUUCCAGCAGGUGGUCCCGCUGUGGCUGACGCUGGAGGUGGCUUUGUGAUGCUGGUCACGUGGGUCUCCAAGUGACCUCAUGCAUCUACGUUGCCAUCCUGCUUCCAGCCCGAAGCCCGUGCAGUUAGAAGAUAAAAGGGGACAGACCUCUUCCAUCUGCACAUCUGUCCCUGUCCUGUAGCGUUCAGAGAGAGAGGGCCUCUGGUGGGAGCUGGCUGGUGGGCGUGUGCUCUGACCUGACUGGCGGCGUUUGAUGAGUGGGCUCUCCCUCCGUGGCCACCCACACAGCCUGCACGCCGCACUGCUCCGUGCCGAGAUUGUCCUUCCUGUGCCGUGGGCACUGGCGGAGCCAGGCAUCCCAGACUGGGGAGAGCAGACGGAGGUGGGGAGGAGAGGGGAACGGUCACCAGAACGUGCAAAACGGAAUAAAGGGAUCCUGGCUGGAAAGAA
Messenger RNA from Oryctolagus cuniculus (rabbit), 3016 nucleotides. Lineage: Eukaryota; Metazoa; Chordata; Mammalia; Lagomorpha; Leporidae. The record is from RefSeq and is a predicted model, not a curated record.